This is a messenger RNA of Echinostoma caproni, 246 nucleotides long. NCBI's taxonomy places the organism in Eukaryota, Metazoa, Platyhelminthes, Trematoda, Plagiorchiida, Echinostomatidae. The record is from the annotation of a GenBank genome assembly.
AUGAGUGAAAUGAUAAGUACUAUGGAUUUUGUUAGCUGUUCUCGUCAUAUUUGCCAUGCAUGUUUGGUUGUGCAUCGGGAUGAGAAAUGUUACCCAUACUAUCAGAACUGUGACAAACGAGGUGUCCGGGAUGACCGGAUUCGCCAACUUUCUGAUGAACAGAUUCGACCAGAGGAGUCCAAAGCGGAAAUCGAUAAUGAUUCCAUCAAUCCAUUUGUCAAUAUCUCCAUCCAAUUGGGAUUAUAA